AUGAAGCUCCUCUUGUCACUGUGCCUACUCGGUACCAGCUUGAUGACCGGAGUUGCCGCGUCGCGCAAAGAAGUACGGUCAACACAUGAAGCUCCAAAAUGUGCCAAUUCUGCCUCCACGCUAUCCCUUAGCGACCCUCCUUACGACAACUAUUUCUACUCCGACUGCAAUGUAGCGGCCCAGGUAGUCGUCACUAGUCCAUUGCCAGAUAGCGACCUUUCUUUGAUCGCACCUCGUUUGAUCAUAGCUUGGCCUGCUGGUGACAGUGGGGCUUGCGCAUACUUCGCGCCUCAAAACGGGGUCAACGGGUCAUUAUCACUCGAGCUCAUCAAUUCAACCAUCGGGAAGCCCUUGGCACCCAUCUACACCGCGGAGCUAUCAAAUUCAUCUAAUACCUAUCCCAGUGUGGGAGUUCAAGGCGUACUCCGGUUCAAUUCGUCUGCAACACUGACCGUGCCUGUUCUGGGCAGCAUCCGCUCAAUCCGUGAAUUCAGCGAAGGAAGUGUCCUUAGGCCUAAGAUUCAGGAUGCGAUCAAGUUUACUUCUAAUAGCGAUGGGAGCGCCUCGCUCCAGCGACUCUGGUUCGAUAAUGUCACCACAACAAGCCUCCAUUUCCGCCCUUGGAAUAAUGGCAGCAACAGCGACAAGGGCAGCAUGGUAUCGGUAGAUGGUCGCACCGUGAAAUUCGAAACAGGCGACUAUCUUUUUUCCGCGGAAAUUAACUAUCCUCAGUUAUCCCAGACCAGUCCAACCGCAGUGCUGAACGAAAAUUCUCAGGAGCUAAUCUCGUCUAUGCCGGAUCAGACGAAGGCGCUUUCAUUUAUGUCAUACUCAAGUAAGGUUCUCGCAGGCGCAUGGCAUUACCUGACCUAUUUUGGUCGUGACUCAAUGAUUACUGCGCUUUUGUUGGAGCCUGUUUUGAGUGUUGGGAAUGCAAGUGUUAUGGAGGCAGUGAUUGGUUCUGUUUUGGAGCGGGUUGAUCGAACAGAUGGAAGUGUUUGUCAUGAGGAGACUAUUGGGGACUAUGCGACCUGGUCUAACUUGCAAAAUAAUAUCCCAAGCAACGCAAUGGGCUGCGACUACAAAAUGAUUGAUUCGGACUAUUUUCUCCCGAUCCUUAUGCAACGGUAUUUUCUGCAGAAUUCUGUUGGUCAACAGCGAAUCAAAACCUUCUUCAAUACACCGGCUGGCUCGGCCAAUGUGGCGAAUCGGAAUUUGACCUUCGGCGAUCUGGCUCUAAUAAAUGCUGAGCGAAUCAUGCGUCUUGCGGGCCCGUUUGCUCAUAACUCUAUCAAAAAGAACCUCAUUCAUCUCAAAGAGGGCCAAGAUAUCGGCCAAUGGAGAGACAGUGAAUACGGUAUCGGUGGAGGACGUAUACCCUAUGAUGUAAACACGGCUCUGGUCCCAGCAGCCCUGCGCUCUAUCGCAAGUCUUGCACAGAACAACAGCAUCUUUUCGGGACGCAAGAACUGGUCUAAACUCGCCAAUGCCUACGCAACUGUAUGGGAGGACAAGACCCUGGAAUUUUUCCGCUUGAAGAUCCCCCGGUCCGAAGCACAAUCACUUGUUAAAUCCUACGUCAACGAAUCCUCCUUUGCAGGACCCAACCAGGUCUCAUCCAUUGACGACGAUGUUACUUUCUAUGCACUGGCACUGGACGGCAACGACAAACUUUCCAAGGUGAAAGUAAUGAACACGGAUGACUGCUUCAGACAUUUCCUUCUCAAUAUUACCAAUAACGCCCAGCUCACCCCGUUCCUCAACCAAACUGCCAAUAACAUCAGACGCACCUUUCCGGCUGGUCUCAUGACUGAUGCAGGCAUGAUAGUUGCCAAUCCGGCCUUCGGUGGGGAUCCUGUUUAUGCAAAAAACUGGACGACGGGUGCUUAUCAUGGAACCGUCAUUUGGUCAUGGCAGCUUGCUAUGAUGGCAAAGGGAUUGGAGAUGCAGCUUGAACGGUGUGAGUUGACAACGGAAAAGCUUGGUCAUAAUGGACAGCAGCACGCGGCAACACCCAAACCGAAGUUUUGCUCUGAUAAAUAUGUCUACGACAAUGUCAAAGCCGCCUAUAAUGAACUGUGGGACUCGAUUGAGAAGAAUACUUCGCAGCUCUCUGCCGAAGUUUGGUCUUGGGUUUAUCGUGACGAUGGCUUCCAGGUCACCCCGCUAGGAGUGCUGCCACCCCCUGGUGGCGGUAGCCAGAUAGAAUCCAAUAUUCAACAGCUUUGGUCUCUAGCCUUUUUGGCUGUUUCCAGGAACAAAGCUUAUAAAGAUUGA
Molecule: messenger RNA, 2277 nt
Organism: Penicillium roqueforti
Lineage: Eukaryota; Fungi; Ascomycota; Eurotiomycetes; Eurotiales; Aspergillaceae
Exons: 7
Coding region: 1-2277 (758 amino acids)
Biological process (GO): carbohydrate metabolic process
Source: RefSeq, a predicted model, not a curated record